CAGCAACAUAUAAUCAUUCACUCCUUUCUAUUAGAGCAAUGAUCGCAUCUCGUCUCUGUCGUCUUUCUCAUUCAGCAACUCGAACAAUACUUUGCCAUCGUCAACCCAUUACCAUCAGUAACAGAACAACAACACGCAAAAUGUCCUCCUACAUCGACGCCGCCAAAACAACCCUCUCCGAAAACCUCGGCGGCCUAGCCCAAAAAGUCGCCCCAUCUCACACAACCUUCACCCUCUCCGAUGUCCCCGACCAAACCGGUAAAAUCGCCAUCAUCACAGGCGCCAGCGAAGGAAUCGGCUACGGUGUAACCCACACCUUACUUUCCCAAAACAUCAGUAAAGUUUUCAUGCUUUCUCUAUCAGAAGACGUAGCGAAUAAAGCUCAAGAAGCAGUAAAAGAAGAAUUAGGUGAGGAUAAAGCGAAGCGAACGGUUUGGAUUGAAGCGGAUUUGGGGGAUUGGAAAAGUUUGAAAAGUGUGGCGGAGAGGAUUGGGAAGGAGACGGAUAGGGUUGAUGUUUUGGUGGGGAAUGCUGGGAGGGGGAUUAUGACUGCGCAGUUGACGGAGGAUGGGGUUGAUAGGCAUAUGGCUGUGAAUCAUUUUGGACAUGUUCUCCUCACCUCUUAUCUCUUACCGUUACUCAAAUCCACCGCAGAGAAAGGCGACACUGUCCGAAUCAGCUUGCAAGCAUCCAAUGCACACCAAAACGCCCCCAAAGACACGGACUUCGCAAGCUUGGAAUCCAUCAAUCAAGACGUCGGUCCUGUUGGCCAAUACGGAAGGGCGAAGCUCGCCAACAUCUUAUACGCGAAAUACCUAGCUCGACAUCUCAGUAAGGAUUACCCCAAGAUCCUCUCCAAUGCCACGCAUCCCGGAGUGGUCUCGACGGCAAUGAGUAAGCGAGAUAUCCACGAGCCAUACCCAUUGGCUGGGUACGGCAUGUCUGUGGCAAUGGAAGCCUUCAAGAAGGAUCAAUUCGAAGGAGCGCUCUCGACACUCUAUGCAGCCACAGUCGUUGAUUCCAGCGGGAACUACAUCUGCCCUCCGGCAGCAAUCGAGGAUGGAUCAGAUCUUGCGCGUAACGAAGAGCUUUCGGAACAACUCAUGAAAUUGACGCGGGAUGUCCUCAAGGAGAAGCUGGGCAACGAUGUUCCGUUCUACUAG
Messenger RNA from Cercospora beticola, 1163 nucleotides. RefSeq lists its product as uncharacterized. NCBI's taxonomy places the organism in Eukaryota, Fungi, Ascomycota, Dothideomycetes, Mycosphaerellales, Mycosphaerellaceae. The record is from RefSeq and is a predicted model, not a curated record.